This is a messenger RNA of Sphenostylis stenocarpa, 468 nucleotides long. The record is from the annotation of a GenBank genome assembly. NCBI's taxonomy places the organism in Eukaryota, Viridiplantae, Streptophyta, Magnoliopsida, Fabales, Fabaceae.
AUGACAAAAGAAUUCAGCGAGAAAACCGAGGUGAGUGUAGGGUUGGAAGCCCUGUGGCAAGCCAUGUCAAAGGAUCUGGGAGUCACAGUUGCAAAGGUUAUACCAAACAUUGUGAAAGAUGUGAAAUUGGUGGAAGGUGAUGGAGGGGUAGGCACAAUCUUUCUCUUCACUUUUUUCUCUGGUGUGACUCCAGUGAGUUACCAGAAGGAGAAGAUCACAGAGCUUGAUGAGAUUUCUCACGAAAUUGGGUUGCAAGUGGUUGAAGGAGGGUAUCUGGAGCAAGGUUUCUCAUACUACAAGACAACUUUUCAACUAUCUGCAACUGGAGAGGAUAAGACUUUGGUCAACGUGAAGAUUUUUUUCAACCAUGAGUCGGAGACUGAAGAAAAUGCUCAACCAGUGAAGACAGCAGAGUCUGCUUUACACUUUCUGCGAUGCCUGGAAACAUAUCUGUUGAAUGAGGAUUGA